Molecule: messenger RNA, 1768 nt
Organism: Nothoprocta perdicaria
Lineage: Eukaryota; Metazoa; Chordata; Aves; Tinamiformes; Tinamidae
Gene: AJAP1
Product: adherens junctions associated protein 1
Exons: 6
Coding region: 17-1114 (365 amino acids)
Cellular component (GO): cell-cell contact zone; adherens junction; plasma membrane
Molecular function (GO): beta-catenin binding
Source: RefSeq, a predicted model, not a curated record
GGCGUCAAGCGGCACCAUGUGGAUUAAGCGGCUCCGGGGAAGCAGGUCAGGCUGCCCGGCAGGAAGCCAUGCUUGGAUAUUAAUAGCCAUGUUCCAGCUAGCCUCGGACUGGGCYGCCUGCGAGGCGCUAGCCGCGCGCCAGGGCGACCGGCUGACGCAGAGGCCCGCGCCGCGCCACCGCCUGCCCGCCGGCCCUUGGUGGAGCGCCAGGGAGCUGCGCGUCGCCGGCCCCGCUUGGAGCCAGGGCCCCGCUCGCGCCGAGGGGCCGCGCUGGCGUGGCAGGAGCGGGGCAGCGGGCGGCCUGCGGGCGGCAGCGACCCGGCGCCCGCAGCCCCGCGCUGCCCGCGCCAGGAGGCAGCUGCGAGGUGGCGCCUUCCGCCAGAGGGACGGCAGGGCCACCGCGGUGCCCGAAGUCAUCGUGUGGGGCCCCACGGGCGAGGAGGACUCCGUGGAGACCAGCACGCUGCCCGCGCGCUUCGGCCCCGCCACCACCGCCUCGGCCUGGCAGACCAGGGCUGCCACGCAGGCCGCCGCCACCACCACGAGCGCCCCUUCCACCGCGGCGCCGCCGCCGCAGGGGCCGCCCCCGAGCCCGGCGGGGGACACGCGCGGCAGCCACCCCGGCCGCGGGAGCACCACCGAGCCCGAUGAUGGCCCCGGAGGCAACGGCAAGGAGGCCCGGCCGCCCCGCAUCCUGGGAGACACGUCAGGUCUGGCGGUUCAUCAGAUAAUCACGAUCACGGUGUCGCUCAUCAUGGUCAUAGCUGCUCUGAUAACGACUCUUGUCUUAAAGAACUGCUGCGUGCAGAGCGGGAACACGAGGCGUAACAGCCACCAGCGCAAGAUCAAUCAGCAGGAGGAGAGUUGCCAGAAUCUGACAGACUUCACCCCCGCGCGGGUGCCCAGCAGCCUGGACAUCUUCACGGCCUACAACGAGACGCUGCAGUGCUCCCACGAGUGCGUGAGGACGCCCGUGCCACUCUACACGGAGGAGGCGCUGCACUCGCCGGGCGCCUACAAAACGGCUUUCAACGGGAACAGACCCUCCUCUUCUGAUCGGCACCUUAUUCCUGUGGCCUUUGUGUCUGAGAAAUGGUUUGAAAUCUCCUGCUGACUGGCCGAAGCCUGUUUGACUUCGCGGGGGCAGGACAGACGCCACGCAGCUCUUUCCUGGAUUCCUCUGGCGAACCUGUAAAAAAAUACUAAUGGGUUUCCUGUACCUCCCAUUUGUGUCCACCAGUAGGAGACUCAAAGAGCAGCAUCUAUGGGCCAAAUAUAUUUUUAUAGAAAUGAACAUGCCUAUAGGUAACUGCGUUUUUCAAGGAGUGCAUUUUUUGGAGAAGAGAAAAAAAUGUGCGAGCGAAGGAUGCUGUGAAGAAGGAGGAAAACGAGGAGGAAAAAAGGACAGGACCGAACGCCUGGAGCUUGGGAUACGGACUAUGAAUUUGAACCUGUGCCAAUAAUACCGUUAUGUGCCAUGUACUGAUGCAAAGACUUCACGAGAAGCCGAAGCUAAGUCAAUAACACAUAGAGAUGUUAGAGGAAACGGGUGGGGUGGCAUCUCUCCUGGUAGAGUCAUUAAUUCUUGUCACUAUACAUACAUAUUAUAUAUAGAGAAAAAAUAUAUAUACACACACAAACACUUUUUGUACUGUAGCAAUUUUUGACGAUCUUAAAUACUCAUUUUUAAAGAAAUGUCAUGGGCUAAAAAUCUAAUUUCUUUAACAUGCAUAAUAUGAACUAGAUAAAGGGAUGUUUUCUACUUUGG